Molecule: messenger RNA, 2887 nt
Organism: Physella acuta
Lineage: Eukaryota; Metazoa; Mollusca; Gastropoda; Physidae
Source: RefSeq, a predicted model, not a curated record
GCGAAGUACGAUGGAGGUAGACUUUUCAAAAAAGCAUGAUACUAACGAUAUUAACUAUUUCAACUUAAAUACCAACAUUAAUCUUAUGGAGAUAUGAAUCAUUACAGAAUUGGCGUUGGUAUAUUGAUAUUAUCUGCGGGUUCGCUUUUGGCUGUAACUCUUUGGAGAAUUUUUAAAGGAGACGAUGACGAUGAUGAGGCAUCACAAUUGUGCAGACUGGUUUCACCACGCAGAAGUAAGGAUGAUGACAGGAGACUUCAAAUAAAACGUCGAAGGGAAUAUCGACCAAGAAAGUCAAAGACUGAUGACCUGUAUCAGGACAGCUUCAAACGUCAAAAUACUGUUUAGGAGUCGUAAAAAAUUAAGACUUUUUUCUCAAACUGUAAAUGACAAUGGCAAUACAAUAGUAAAUGCAACGUGCAUUACUGUUCUGCUAAUAGCAAAUUUCAGCAGAUAUUAUAUUUUCUUUCUAAAACUCAUGUCAAAUUCUGAAAAAAAAUCAAAAUCACAUUCCAAGAAAUCAAAAAAUGUGUCCAGUAAAAAAGUGAGCUCAUCUUCGUCUCUUUCCAGCAAAGAUAGUGAUUCUAGUGUAUCCAUUCCUAGUGAUUCAUUUUGUUUGAAUAACUGUUGCUGUUGCUUUAAGUGUUUAUGCAAAAGUCAGGAGGUAAAGAAAAGAGAGAUGCAUGCAUUUUUAGUAGAAGGUGCACGUCGGUUUUCAAAUACAGGUCAAGUAGUUAUACAAUAUAUGCCAAAGAAAAAAGUUGCUGGGUAUGCAGAAGCAGGGACCCUAACUCAACCGCCUAGAAAAUCUGAUGCAUCUAUAACCAUGCAAAAUCAUCGUAAAUUAUCCCCAGCUACAGAGAAUUUACCGGAACCUGAAAUAGCAAUUCUCAAUACAAAUUUUAGAAGAGGGACUCCUGCCAGUAAAAAAAGCAAAAAAAAUCUUAAAGAAGAGGCUAAUAUGGUAGAAAUUAACUCUAUGUUAAAGUCUAGAUUAAGUGGUUGCAUAGCAAUAGGCCGUGAUGUAGCUGAUGAGAAAGGUGAAGCUUUGCUUAAGUGUAAUCGAACAGGAAGAGAUUACACACCAUACCUCUUAUCCCAUCUUGUAAAAGAAUCUGAUAAAAGGAGGAUGUCUGUACAGCUAGAACCACAGAAGGCAAAAUAUAAUUCUAGUUAUUCAAGGUAUUCGGUUGACUUAAAGGUUGCGCCAAAAAUACCUCAAAAGGAAUUAAAUUUGGAAGAAAGGAGCGAUACUGAUUUUAUAAAUCAAUUGACAGAAGUCUCAACACUUGUAAAAAAUGAAUUAGAAACAGAUUGGAGUUUCACACUAAGUUAUGUUAAAACCCUAGAGAAAUUCGUUAAAACUCAACAACAUGAUGUAAAAAAAUCAAAAGGUGGAUCUGAAAGAUGGAUGGUCAUAUUGUAUACAACAAGUGAAGAAACUGAUGAACUAACUAACUUCCGUUGCCUUCUAGCUCGUUUAAUAUUGCAACGUUAUUGUGUUGCCUAUGAAGAAAGAGAUGUCGCUUUAAAAAAUCUGGACUACAAAGAGGAGCUACAAAGAAGAUUAAAUUCUGAUACAAUGACAAUACCAUAUAUUUUUGCUCAUGGAAUAGCUAUUGGCAACUGUCAAGUUGUCUAUGCAAUUCACAGAUUGAACUUAAUGAAAACUAUUUUCAAAAACUACAUAAUGGCAGAAGAGGUUUAUGCUGAUUGGUUGUCUCGUAAAAAUGUAGUUAAAGAUAAUACUUUAAAAAUGGAAGUGAAAGUAAGCAUGUUUCCAGCACUGAAUGUUUUAAUGGGGCUUACAACAGAACUGAAGCUUAAUAGUGAUGAUAAUGAAAAAACUAAAAUAGGCAAAGAAAUAGUCAGAAAAGCUCGAGCACAGUGGGCAAAAAUUUGCAAAAGUGGAUUUACUCAACCACCGUUGCUAAGAUUUGUUUUGUUAAGAAGAACAAUCUUAAUUACAUUGUCUAUCAUGAAUGACAUUUAUCAAGUAUACAUGACCAAGAAAAUGAUAGCUCAUCAACAGUUAAGAAAAAGAAAGUUCUCCUGGCUGAAAUAGGUACAUUAAUUAUGGUAUUUUCUGUUAAUUGUAAAUAUCUUGUGAAUACUAAGUUAAAAUUACAGGAUUAUGAACUAAGAAAAUGUUGCCAAGAAUUGCCAUUAAUGCAUUUUUCUAGUAGUUUUUCAUAUCAUUAUUUUCUAUGUAACAGUUAUUUUAUUCAUUUCUGUACAUGUAAGCAAACCUAUGCUUUUAGUCUGUGCUGUCAAUGAUCCUAUCAAUCUUAUUACCUAAGUUAUUUCUUAUUGUACAAGCAAGUUUCAAUUAUAACAGUGGUAACUGUUAUUAAAUUGCCUUUUGACUUAAAAUAAGAAGUAGGUACAGAAUUUAUCAUACUUUUCAAAUUGUUUUCUCUAAGAUAUUGCAUGUCCCAUGAAUAUGACAGUUCAUUGUUUUAAUCAAGCUGUCAAAUUUAUAUAGAUUAAUGUUUAAUCUGUAUAGUUUUUUUAUUUAUUGAAGUUGAUUAUUUGCUUCUUAGCUAUGUAUUAUUAAAAUGGUGAAAUUUUAUUGUGAAAUUUGCUCAAGUGCAAAUUAGUCAAAGAGGAGAGUAAUAUUUUGUUGUUUAUUCCUGAUAUUUUGUUUUGCUGUUACAAAUAAAAUAUUUUGACAUGAAAUGUCUCCUUUUUUUUCCAAAAAUUUUGAAAUUUAAGUGAAAGAGGUAGAAGUCUAGUUUAUCAUUUUGUUAUAUUGCUUUAUGGGCUGCUAGUGUUCAAGAGCUACUAUUGUAACUAUAUUUUUCUUAACUACACAUUGAUUUUUAGUGUGGUAGAAAGAUUUGUAUGCCAUUUUCUAAAGGAGUAUUGUAAUACACUGGGCACGCAA